GGAGCCUAUAAUGUGGCAGGGAAUGAUGGCGGGGGAAUGAGCCUAGUGGAACAGCCAGGAACUGCAGCCAGCCCCGUCCCCGGCAGCAUGUUCAGCUGGGUCAGCAAAGAUGCCCGCCGCAAGAAGGAGCCGGAGCUCUUCCAGACGGUGUCCGAGGGGCUGCGGCAGCUGUACGCGCAGAAGCUGCUGCCCCUGGAGGAGCACUACCGCUUCCACGAGUUCCACUCGCCCGCGCUGGAGGACGCUGACUUCGACAACAAGCCCAUGGUGCUCCUUGUGGGCCAGUACAGCACGGGCAAGACCACGUUCAUCCGGCACCUGAUCGAGCAGGACUUUCCGGGAAUGCGCAUCGGGCCCGAGCCCACCACCGACUCUUUCAUCGCAGUCAUGCACGGCCCCACCGAGGGCGUGGUGCCGGGCAACGCGCUCGUCGUCGACCCGCGGCGCCCUUUCCGCAAGCUCAACGCCUUCGGCAACGCCUUCCUCAACAGGUUCAUGUGCGCACAGCUGCCCAACCCAGUCCUGGACAGCAUCAGCAUCAUCGACACUCCCGGGAUCCUGUCCGGAGAGAAACAGCGCAUCAGCAGAGGGUACGACUUCGCAGCCGUCCUGGAGUGGUUCGCCGAGCGCGUGGACCGCAUCAUCCUGCUCUUUGACGCCCACAAGCUGGACAUCUCCGACGAGUUCUCAGAGGUCAUCAAGGCCCUCAAGAACCAUGAGGACAAGAUCCGCGUGGUGCUGAACAAGGCCGACCAGAUCGAGACUCAGCAGCUGAUGCGGGUCUACGGGGCCCUCAUGUGGUCCCUGGGGAAGAUCAUCAACACCCCCGAGGUGGUCCGGGUCUACAUCGGCUCCUUCUGGUCCCACCCGCUCCUCAUCCCUGACAACCGCAAGCUCUUCGAGGCCGAGGAGCAGGACCUCUUCAAAGACAUCCAGUCUCUGCCCCGAAACGCUGCCCUCAGGAAGCUCAAUGACUUGAUCAAGCGUGCGCGGCUGGCCAAGGUCCAUGCCUACAUCAUCAGCUCCCUCAAGAAGGAGAUGCCCAAUGUCUUCGGUAAAGAGAGCAAAAAGAAAGAGCUGGUGAACAACCUGGGAGAGAUCUACCAAAAGAUCGAGCGGGAGCACCAGAUCUCCCCCGGUGACUUCCCGAGCCUCCGCAAGAUGCAGGAGCUCCUGCAGACUCAGGACUUCAGCAAGUUCCAGGCCCUGAAGCCCAAGCUGCUGGACACGGUGGACGACAUGCUGGCCAACGACAUCGCGCGGCUGAUGGUGAUGGUGCGCCAGGAGGAGUCUCUGAUGCCCUCCCAGGCUGUGAAGGGCGGCGCCUUCGAAGGCACCAUGAACGGGCCCUUUGGGCACGGCUACGGCGAGGGGGCCGGCGAGGGCAUCGACGACGUGGAGUGGGUGGUGGGCAAGGACAAGCCCACCUACGAUGAGAUCUUCUACACGCUGUCGCCCGUCAACGGCAAGAUCACGGGCGCCAACGCCAAGAAGGAGAUGGUGAAGUCCAAGCUGCCCAACACGGUGUUGGGGAAGAUCUGGAAGCUGGCCGACGUGGACAAGGACGGGCUUCUGGAUGACGAGGAGUUCGCCCUGGCCAACCACCUCAUCAAGGUCAAGCUGGAGGGCCACGAGCUGCCUGCCGACCUGCCCCCACACCUGAUCCCGCCCUCCAAGCGGAGGCACGAGUUACUGUGACCGUGACCCGCCUGGCCAGGCAGAGGCUGGGGGGAGGGGAAGGGUCGCCAGUUCUCGAGGUCCAUAAAGACUGAGCGAUGUUUCCUCAGCUCUUGAAAAGGAAAACCACCAUCUCUCUUUUUAAGGGUGUUCCCGGGCCUGGCAGGGAGGCGGGUGAUACUCGCAUGUGAAUGAUGGAAUUUUGUGCACAAGAACUAUGGAUAUUUUUAAUAUAUAACGUUAGAGGCAGCGUUC
Molecule: messenger RNA, 1932 nt
Organism: Hyaena hyaena (striped hyena)
Lineage: Eukaryota; Metazoa; Chordata; Mammalia; Carnivora; Hyaenidae
Gene: EHD1
Product: EH domain containing 1
Exons: 6
Coding region: 37-1698 (553 amino acids)
Biological process (GO): endosomal transport; clathrin-dependent synaptic vesicle endocytosis
Cellular component (GO): presynaptic membrane; plasma membrane; clathrin-coated pit
Molecular function (GO): protein binding; calcium ion binding; GTP binding
Source: RefSeq, a predicted model, not a curated record